Messenger RNA from Mycosarcoma maydis (corn smut), 8232 nucleotides. RefSeq lists its product as uncharacterized. The record is from RefSeq and is a predicted model, not a curated record. Lineage: Eukaryota; Fungi; Basidiomycota; Ustilaginomycetes; Ustilaginales. Bases 1 to 8232 code for a protein of 2743 amino acids. The transcript has 2 exons.
AUGAAGCGCUGGAAGCAGGUCAAAGACCAGCUUGAUGCUAAGCGCAACAACGACAACAACAACAACAACAACAACAACAACAACAACAACACCAGCAACAACGACGACGACGACGACGACGCAUCCCCACCUUACAAAGCUGGCUGUAUCUCUUCCGACUCCUUCUCCGACCUCCGACAGCUGCAAUCACGAGCCUCCUUCGACCAUUCCGCCCCUUCCGCCUCAAAUCUCAUGCCGCCCAUCACCAAGAGCACCAGUCGCACCUCCCUCGACAUCCCUGCACGCUUCAACAAACUCAUCAAAAAGUCCAAUUCCAGCUCGGAGCUCGACUCUGCCUCGCCAGCAGAGACCUACAACAAGACUCUCGGCAACGCUUUCAAGCGUUUCCCACGCCCAAGAGCUCGCACCAAUUCCACCUCUUUCGCUCUCACCGACGCUGCAUCCUCCUCGUUGCCCUCAAAGAUUACCAACCCUCGCAAGUGGGUCAACAGCCUUCUAAACCAGGCAGCUCCCAGCAUCGGUCACCUCGAGACUGCUGCACAAGCGCGUGUUCGUGCCGAAUCCGAUGUGUCCAGGCCUUCACCUGCCCCCGUCAGCUCGCUUGUCCUCUCCCAAGCCAUCACACCAUCAACCUCUCGUCAGGUCUACACCAUCGACUCGGGCUUGCAACGCAAAACCUCCGCCGCCGGUCGAUCCGCCAGCAUCUAUUCCUCUCAUCUCAGCUCGGCUUCUCGCUUCACGCCAGACCUACAUACAAGCUCCGUCACACGUCACCGCAACAUGCAAAGCCAAGAGGACGACGAGAUUGAUGUCUCAAUCGCACGCGAUCGCUCCAAUAACCAGCUUGCACCUGGUGAGGAGGCUGUGCUCAACAUGCUCGACUCUGCCUCUGCUGUUGGCAGCACCGUGUCAGCUCCCGUACCAGCAACCCCAUUCCAGACCGCAACACCCGGCUCGCUGGCCAGAUCUCGUUCCUUUACCACCACCACCAGGUUUCAAAGUCCAGCAUCCCAGUACAGUCAAGACUUUCGUUCGCCUUUCUUGGCGGGUGCAUCUUCUCCUGCAGCCGGCGUCAGAGAGGCUAUUCGUCAGCGCGAGCUGCUCGACUCAACCACAGCCGGCUCAAACUUUUCAGCCACUCGACCAGCCUUGUCACCAGCGACCUCGGCUUUUCUCACCAACAUUGCUUCCAACGACGUCGAACCUCUUCAAUCCAGUCAAACUUCGUCAACCAUCUUUUAUCAGCGCAACGCACAGGCUUCAGCCAGUAGUUCGCCUUCCGACAAGAAAGUUUCACGAGUACCCGUCCCUACUCUAGAGACCAAAUUGCUCUCUCCACCAUUUACUGCACCUUCGAUCGCCUUCCCACGUCGAGCAACAGCCGCGUCCACCAGCUUGCAGCUCCCCGUCUCUCCUAUCGACAGCAGCCUGCUAGGCACCUCGGCCAAUGCCACCAGCUUGUGGAGCAGACCCGGUAACGUGCCCGACACCCCCUCCACCACCCAUGACCCAAUCUCCCCAAUGCUUUGGUCAGCGGCGUCUUCGGCACCCUUCAACUGGCAUUCCAAACUUCAGCGCCAGCCUACAAACGAUCACAGCGACAAAACAAAACUCGUCUACGCGCUCGAGCCCGUCGUUCCAUCCAGCGAGGUUGCGCAACAGGCGGAAAAACAUUCCGAGCGCGUAUCCUCGCUCAAGCCCGACCUUCAUCGUCAUCGGACCGACUUCACAGAGGCUACCAGCAUCUCUUCCAGCACCGCAGCACUCGGCACGUCGUGCACUGAUACUCAGGACGAGACCGUCACUGAGACAAAUGCAGCACAAGCGACCCAAACAGCUCUGUCUGCUUCCGAGCCAGCAACAAGCCGCCCGCUUUCGCACGUAUCCUCGGUCAGCAGCUCCCUUGCCGCCAUUCGAGGCAUGUUUAGCAAAGCUGCGUCCGUGACUAUGGCGUCUACAGAGUCUGCAAGCUCACCAGCCCGUUCCACCGAGCCUGCCGUAGGCCCUGUCUCCUCCACCUCUGUUGCGGCUGUCGCUAAGGAGCUCGAACAGCGCUCAUCGACGCCUUCUAGACCAUCAAGCCCGGAAAAGCUGACCAUGCCCGCUUCACCCACAAAGGCAAAAGAUCUCAUUGCCUUGUUCGAGAGCAACUCGGCCAAUGCUUCGCCUACGAUCGAGCAAUCUCAUCCUUUCUCUCGCGCUGCAACACCCAAAUCCAAGCUCUCACCCUCAAAGUGCGCAACUUCCACCGUCAGCAGCCUCAACACGACGCCAAAACGCCAGACCCCGCUCACCAUCUCUGUCUCUCGGUCCAACCUAGGCCUUGCCGCAUCUAGCUCUGCUAGUGAUGCUCCCACCGAGCACACGUCGCCCGUCAAUGCCAAGCUCCGCGCUCAGCGCUUCGAAGCGGGCCGAUUCCGACCCAGACGAGCCGGCGUCGUGGGUGUCGGCGGCGAACGCCAAGACGCCAGCUUUGGCGGUCUUGCCAGUGACGAAUACGACGACGAGCAUGACGAGAAUGCAGCGCCGAGUAACGUGCCGAGUGACGCGCACAACGUUGCUGGUCGCUUCCGAUCGCUAGGCGUAGCCUCUCAACAUUCUAGAUCGCAGUCGACCCCCACCGAUGUCAGCGCCAACAUGCUCGGGUUUGGCACUUCACCCGCACGCCAGCCGCCUUUUGUUGGGCGUCGUGCCUCUCCCUCUCAAGACAAGACGCUGAAUGCAGUCAGUCCGGAAAGAAAGGGCGCUUUUCGCAACAGCAUCACUGGAUUCAUGGGCGUACUUUCAGGCAAGUCGGCAAUCUCUGGCACAGCCGGUGGUGGCCAGACUAGCAACUAUGGUCAAACGCUUGCGCCUGGUCUGCUAUCCGAACGACGUCACAGCGCCAAGUCGGAUCAAGAUGACAAUGUCAGCGUCGCCAGCGCGGCCACGCAAGGAACUACCGCCUCGUACCGUCGAAAGAAAGAGGAGGGAAAUCUGCCUUUGACCAGUGUCACAGCCAUUCAGAUGUCUGGAGAACAACCAGGCACCAAACCGCUCCGCGUUGGAGUGCUAUACUACUUCAACGUGCACGAUCCCAACCCACGAUGGCUUCGUGUCAAGGCGGUUCUCUUGCCGUCGGCUAUCGCAAUGAGCUGGAUCCCAGCAGGAGGAGGUCGCGAAAAUGUCGUCCUGGACCUCCGAGCGUGCAGAGAGGUUCAUUCUGUCCCGAGCCCCGAUCAUCCAAGUAGUGUGUCGGACGUUGGAGCAGCAUGUGCUCGUAGACAAGGCCUCGACCAGAUCAGCCCUUUCCAACUCAUCUUUGACGAUGGUGUAGAGAGGCUAGCCGCCGAAUCCGCCAAGGAGCGAGUGCAAUGGGUCACUUCAGUCUGGGAUGUAUCAGGAGGAGGAACCGCUCAGCCGCACAGCGCACAUGGAUCGGACCUCGCCAACUCUGGGCACGACGCGCAACCCAAAGCAGAUAGCUCUCGACUGAUGCAAGCAUCGCCGGCCGCUCGAGAAAUACGCCUGGUCGAUCCGAGCCCGACACGACCAAAUCCUGCAACUCUCAGUCCGAUGUCGUUGAGGCCCGGAAGCAAUGAGGAAGCCAUCGACCGCAUCGGAUCUAUUUGGAAGAGUGAGUUGUCCUCAGAACUGACCAACAAAGAGGUACAGCCGAGCUUUGGAGCAGCGAUGGACAGUGCAGCAGCAUCCGCACCGCCUCCAUUACCACCCAAGGAGACUCGCUCGGCGCCGACACUCAAUGCACAACCACACAGUACCAAGCCUGCUCCGACGGCCAACAUUGCAGCCGCACUUACACCAGCUCUAGCGUCUGUAGCUUCGGCGCCGCUGCUGACACCGUCGGUUUCCAACAGUCCGGUGCGUUCCAAAGUGCGCAGCUGGCAGCGCCCGCCUCUGGACCUGAGCACCGGCUACGUGCACGAUCUCACUCCCAAGACGCCAACCUUGAUCGAGCCUGGCGCGGAUCUCGUCCAUUCGACGCCAGCUUCGUAUGCCGACGACAAGAGUAGCAGCAAGUCCGUCACGGAUAACUCUCGGCGCAUCCAAGGCGAUCGGUCGCCGGCGCUGUCCUCGCCAGAUCUAGACGGCUAUGCGUCUGCUCGUUCGCAGGGCAGCUUGAUCGAUGAGUUUGGUCCUCGAACGCCUGUCAGCGAGGCUGUGUUCAACUGGUCGAGACUCGACAAGGAGUCGGAUCUCAACCCCAGCGAUUCCGCUUCUCAACGACCGGCACGCAGUGAAUUUGGCACCAUCAAAAGCACCGCUUCUGGCGUUGAGCGAAAGAGAAGCCUCCGUACGAAAGCCGACGACGGCGACAUAGACGUGUGUGUCACCGACGCUAUGCACAAGUCAGACAGCCAACGUACGCCAGCGCAGCUCUUGCGCGACAGCGUUCUCGGAGCAUCGCUGGGCACUCGUGAUUCAUCCGCAGCGCUUUUCAACGAUUCGCCGGCCGGCCGAGCCGAUCGUCUCGGGACCGUGAUCGAAGAGACGUCGUCGCAGGCGCAGAGCACCCGCAUGAAUGCUUCUGUGCGCAGCAAUGCACGAAGCAAGCUCGAUCAAGUGGUCGCCCGAGCCAUCGAAACCGGAUCAGUCAAAUCACCAAUCGCUAGAAGCGCUCUUUCACGACUGUCGAGCGGCGGCAGCAUCAACUCGCACGAUGUUGGCAAGCUUCUCGAGCUGCUCGAAGAGCAACAGCAAGAGCGUCUCUCAAAGGAGAAGGAGCUCGAGGAUCAGAUCAAAAGUUUUCAGCAGGUGGUCUCGGAUUUGCAAAAGAACAACUCCACCAGCAGCUCGCAUCGUUCUGCAACAAGAAAGACCUCCAUUACCACCGCGAGUGGCGACAGCAAGGUGACCAGCACGUCUGCUCGCGACUCAGAGCUGGCGGCGAUGCAGCAAAAGCUAGAUAUGGUGCUCAAACUCGUCACCAAUGUCGUAGCUGAUCCUGCAGUCCACAAGAGGGCCCAGAGCGAGUCUGCGACGAUUCUCAACGCUGCCAACGUGCACCAAGAUGCGGAAAGCGCCGAAGUUGCGCGGAUUGAAAGCGUGCUUUCCAAGCUACUGCGCAAGAUGCAAGUGUCGGAAGAUGCAGCCAUGUCACCUAGGUCGCGCGAAAUGGUGCGUUCCGCCGCGCUGUCGCACAAUCCCAGCAUGAUCGAUGAGUGGGACCGAAUGCCCGUCGAGUUGCGCGGCAACGAGCUGAUCAAGUCGAUGCAAGACCGCGCCAAGUUUGGCAAGGACGGACGAAACGAGGCGAUCCAAAGCGACUACGCCAUGAGGUCGAUCUCGCCUGAGAUGGUUCGAGCAGGCAGUGCGCCAGCAGGUGCCACCGAUUCGGGAGCUUCCGUCACCGCCGACAUUGAUCCGAGGAGGCGCUUUUCUGCGUCGAUGCCACGACGUGCUUCGGGCAUUAGCAUUGCAGCCAGUGCAUCUGCCACUGACCUGAGCCGGAUCCCCCCGCGCAGCUGGUCGUCGGAGCGCGGCAUCCCUUCGCCCCCGCCCAACUCGGAGUGGGACGCCAAGUCGAUGAUCAGUCGACCGCCAUCGCGAGCAACGGCGCAUAUGGGCCUGCCAGGACGCGCUCCAGCUCAAAACUUCCGCAUGCUUGGCGAUCCAGCCUCGACGCAAGCAACACCGCGCCCCGUGAUGGUUCAGAACGAGCCGAGCUACGGUUCACUCGACAUGGAGGCCGAGAUCCGUAGGAGACGUGCACAGCAGCAGGCAGCUAGCGGUGCACCGAUCCCGUCGGCGCAGCUCGGCGGCUGGUAUACGCCCAAAGUGGCUCAAGUGGAAGAAUCUGGGACACAAGCGUCUUCUUCCUCGGUGACAGCCGAGGCGUCGGUCGCCAACGUCGAUAAGCCUGUCCCGCCAACACCUAGUGUUCGAUGGGCGGUGGGCGAUAUCGUCGAAGAACCCAAGACUGCGCAAACUGCUGCCGAGAGGACGCCUGAUGGACUGGGCUUGUCCAUGUCUGCCGCUGCGAUGGGCGAAGCCAAGUUUGCUGGGCCGCCUCCGACGCCUGGUGUGGGCCACGUUUCGUCUGCUGGCAGCGCAUCCGGUGGCUCAGCACUUGGCACGCCAAACGCUGAGCUCGCCACCAUCUUGCAGGCGCUCAAGCAGAGUGAGAUGGCGCGUCAGACGCAGCUCCAGCAACAGACCGAGAUUUCCAGGUACCUCAACGAGCUCAACGCGUGGUUGGAGAAGGAUGUUGUCGAUCGAUCAAAGGAAUGGCGUACGCUCGCCAGCGGUGUCUCGCAACUACACGACGAGCUCAAGGCGCUCAAAGAAGGUCGAAGCUUACCGUCUUGCGUGAUCGCUCCGAAUGCUCCCGAGGUAAGAGUCGCGGACGCAUCGGAUGCGGCACGACCACCAUCGCUGCUCAGACCAGGCACGGAAGGCGCUGUACCCGCUGUCACUGAGCGCGGCGAUUUGGCACCUGUGGCCCAAGUGGUUACGAUGGGCGACAAAGCGAAUGCAUCCAAGCGGUCUGCGGGCACGCGAAAGUGGAACGAGCGACGCAGCGAGUCGGCGUCGGUCGGCGAGGCGGAGAGCCCGUGGUACAAGCCCGACGAGCCGCAACGUGCGCGCAAGAGCAGCUUCAAGACGAAAGCUGCCAAAGCGGCAGCGGCAGCGAGUGGUGCGCUGCUGAUUCGGCAGGCGCUGCGAGAGUGGGAGCGCUUCAAGGCGAUGCGACGAGCGUCGGGUCUACCAGAAGAUCCGUUGCCUGCUGAUGCCACUGGCGAUCCUGAAAUCGACACCCAACUGCCGCUUCCAAGUGCAGCACUGCACGAGCUCAAGAAUGCUGCAGAUGCCGAGGAUAAUCUGCGCAUCGCCGACUUGAUCCGUCAGUGUGCAGAAGCGGGCUAUGGCACACAGGCAAUUAUCGAGCUGACCAAGUAUGUGGAGAGCAAGGCGCCCGAACCCGAGUCCGAGAGCGAUGGUGCUGAUGCCGACGACGCGUCUCCGCUGGACGGCGAUACGCUGAUGCCCACUCCUUCGCCGUACCGCACGCGUUUUGCGGUGCAAGACGAGCCGGAGGAGCCGAAAUCCGACGACGCCAAAGGUUUCAUUCAGAUGCAAACGCCCGUCCCGGCGCGUGUGGCUGAGCAGGAAAAGGCCAAAGAGACGGCGCUCGAGGAGGUGGAGGAGGUAGACGAGGCAGAUACCGGAUCGGGAUCGGGAUCAGGACCCACUACGGCUGCGCUGGCGCUUGCGGUCGAGGAAAUCCUCAAGCACCUACUUUCGUCGAAAGAAGAGGCCAAGCAGAAACAGAGCGAAGCGGAAGCCAAGGAGGCGGAGCGGAAAGCGCAGGAAGCGGAACGCGAACGGUCGUUGCUCAGCCUGAAAGAAAAGGAGAAAGCGGAGCUGGUGGAUCUUCUAUACAGUCGUAUUGCAGCGGACAAGGCGGCUGAAGAAGCCAAGGCGAAAGAGCUGGAUCCCAAGAGUGCGAUUGAGUCGCUUGUUGCUGCGAUCAACGCGCAGAAGGAGACCGAGGUGAAAUCCGCGGCUGCGGCUGACGCGGCGUUGCGCCAGAUGACGUCCGAGCUGCUCAAAUCGACGAGCGAGCAGAACCACAAACUGGUGGAAGCGGUGAAUGCAGCUUCGCGCGAUAUGCUCCGCCACAACGUCCAGCAGCAUGCCGACGAGUUCAAGCGCUUGUUGCACAAGGAGGUCACCGGCAUGUUUGAGGAUGUCGGUAAGAUCCGCGAGGCCAAACGCCAUUUGGAGUUUGAAAUCGCCGAUUUGUGGAGUAUCAAAUCCAGGCAUUUGCAGACUCCUGGCGCUAUGCCGAUUGCGUAUAGUGUGCCUGGUGGGUAUCCGGCGAGUCCUGCGAUGGGCGGCGUGGGAAUGGGAAUCGGAAUGCCGCUCCCCAUGCCGAUGCCGCAGAUCACGCACUAUCACGCUAGCCCCAUGCCGACACAUGCUCCGGCGCAUUUGUCGCCCAUCCCGGCGCCAGCUCCACCUGCCGCCGCCCAGAUCGACUCGUUAAAGGCUCAGAAGAAAGCCGUCAAGGCAGCGCUCAAACAGGCGGUUGCCGAGAGCAGUCCUGCUCCAGCACCUGCACAAGUCACACCUGCGCCCGCGCCCGCGCCUGCUCCAGCUCCUGCUCCUGCUCCUGCUCCUGCUCCUGCUCCUGCUCCAGCUCCCGCGACCAACUUCCUCACUCGAAAGAAAGACGUCCUGAACCCGUUCAGCAUCAACUUUGGCCCCCGCGCGCCUGUCUCCAAAUAG